AUGGAGGCCUCGUGCUUGGAAUUAGCUCUGGAAGGAGAGCGGGCGUGCAAGGCGGGGGAUUUCCCUUCCGGAGCUGCCUUCUUCGAACACGCAGUCAAAGUGGGGACGGAGGAUCUGAAGACCCUCAGUGCCAUAUACAGCCAACUGGGCAACGCCUACUUUUACCUGAAGGACUAUGCCAAAGCUUUGGAGUACCAUAAGCACGAUCUCACGCUGGCCAGAACCAUCGGGGAUCGGAUCGGAGAGGGCAAAGCCAGCGGCAAUCUUGGCAACACGCUGAAAAUCCUGGGCCAGUUCGACGAAGCCUUGGUUUGCUGCCAGAGGCAUCUGGACAUCUCGCAGGAACAAGGAGACAAGGUGGGGGAGGCCCGAGCACUGUAUAACAUUGGCAAUGUCUACCAUGCCAAAGGCAAGGAAGCAUUGUGGACCCUACCCCAGGAGGAGCCAGGCCAGUUGCCCCAGGAGAUUCAGGAGGCUCUGCAAAAGGCAUCCGAAUUUUACAAGAGGAACCUUUACCUCGUGAAGGAGUUGGCCGACAGAGCUGCACAGGGCCGGGCCUACGGAAACCUCGGCAAUGCCCACUACCUGCUGGGCAACUUCAGCAAAGCAAUUGUUUUCCAUAAGCAGGUGAAACACAGUGUUCUGAGCUAGGCUUCCCCAAAAAGCACGAAGCAG
Molecule: messenger RNA, 675 nt
Organism: Thamnophis sirtalis
Lineage: Eukaryota; Metazoa; Chordata; Lepidosauria; Squamata; Natricidae
Source: RefSeq, a predicted model, not a curated record